CAAACCAGACGGCCAACAAAAUCUUUCCCAUCCCCCUGCCAAUCAGCUCCGCCGCUCCGUACAUCCAUCCAUCCAUCCAUCCAUCCCCAUGGGCGCGGCGGCGGCGGAGGGGGAGAAGCGGACGCUGGUGUUCACGUACGGGACGCUGAAGCGGGGCUUCUCCAACCACGGGCUGCUGCAGGACCUGACGCGGGCCGGUGACGCGGCCUUCGUGGCCGCCGCGGCCACCGCGGAGCCCCUCCCGCUCGUCUGCGGGCCAUACCGCGUCCCCUUCCUCCUCAACCUGCCCGGCGAGCACGGCUGCCAGCGCGUCAAGGGGGAGCUCUACUCCGUCACCGCCAGGGGCCUCGCCCGGCUCGACGAGCUCGAGGGCGUCUCGCGGGCGCACUACGAGCGUCUCCCCGUCUCCGUCGUCGUCGUCGUCGAUGGGGAACGGGAGGCCGCCGCGACGGAGGGCGCGGUGGCCUACUACGCGCACCGCGGGUACGCGGCGGAGAUGUGGGCGCGGAGCGGGCGGCGGGGCCACGCCGAGUACUCGCCGGCGGUGGCGGCCGGGUACGUCCGCCGCGUCGACCGGCCCCAGCACCUCACCUUCCUCGACCAGAUCCGCGUCUUCGUCUCAUCCAAGUCCUAGGCGGCGGCAUCGGCAGAGAGACUCCACCUACACCUACAGGAAAAAUGGAUCUUGGAUCUUGCCUCUCUCGCAAUUUCGCCGCCGACGAGACGAGGACCGUACGGUCGGGUUGCUCGUUCGUCUGAUUCAGAUUUGGUGUGGUGUCGUGUGUCGCUUUGCUUGUGCGCUUAUCUAUCAUCCCCUUGUCUCAACUGAAAGAUGCGUGUCGUGCCAGUGCCAGUGCCAGUGCCAGAUUGAUGAUAGAUGGGUACACUUAUCAGGGCCCCAAUAAUAAUUGUUGUUGGCAUGUGCAUCCACCUCAUUUCUUCUUCAUAUACUCCUACAUGGUCUGAGUGAUAA
Messenger RNA from Hordeum vulgare subsp. vulgare (domesticated barley), 973 nucleotides. RefSeq names its product putative gamma-glutamylcyclotransferase At3g02910. The record is from RefSeq and is a predicted model, not a curated record. Lineage: Eukaryota; Viridiplantae; Streptophyta; Magnoliopsida; Poales; Poaceae. Bases 89 to 634 code for a protein of 181 amino acids. The transcript has a single exon. Gene Ontology annotation, molecular function: gamma-glutamylaminecyclotransferase activity.